This is a messenger RNA of Colias croceus (clouded yellow), 1784 nucleotides long. It is a transcript of the gene hdm, whose product is annotated as meiosis-specific with OB domain-containing protein-like. The transcript is spliced from 9 exons. Gene Ontology annotation, molecular function: single-stranded DNA binding; single-stranded DNA 3'-5' DNA exonuclease activity. The record is from RefSeq and is a predicted model, not a curated record. Gene Ontology annotation, biological process: resolution of meiotic recombination intermediates. Lineage: Eukaryota; Metazoa; Arthropoda; Insecta; Lepidoptera; Pieridae. Bases 474 to 1703 code for a protein of 409 amino acids.
UAAAAUGAAAAAUCAAUCAUUUACUUAAAAACGUAUAACAUGCAUUUUCUUGCAAUGCUUUCAUUUAAUUUCGCUCCUUUUAUUGAAUUUGACUCUGUAGAAUAACCAACCAAUCUUUAUGAAUAACCUAAUCGUCUAAAUAUAAAAUUCCAUUGGCCGUAUUAGGAUUAUACACCAAAAUUAUUCCAUUAAAAUCAUUUCAUCGUCGUUAUUAAAAAAAUAACGGCAUUUCAUGCCAAUUUUCUCAAUGGCUUUGUUUAUUCUGGUUUCGAUUACUGGCAAUAUAUUAUAUAUUAUUCAUAAUGGCAAUUACAUUACAUUUUUAUUGUCUAUGUCUUCAAGUGGCGCUACAAUUCAAAUGAGGUUCUAUCUUAAUUUAAUUAAAUUUGGAUUCCUUAAUAUUUAUUACUAACAAUAGAUGCUGUUUUGUUUUAUUUUUUUAAUAAACUGAUAUAAUAUAUACUUUCUGAAAUAUGUCUGGUGUGCAAAAAAUAUCUCUGAAUAAUUUAAAUAUCAAUAUAAAAAAUGCUUUGAUAGUCGGGAUAAUUAUUGCUAAAAAUAGUCCGAGAACUAUAAUUGGUGCAAAAAAGCAAAAUGGUGUUUUACGAGGCGUUAUGUCUUUUACCUUAAGAGAUUCAGAUGUGGACACUAUUAAUGUUGAUGUUUGGGGUUCAGAAUAUUUCGUAAUAACAUUUUAUGAGAGAUUUUUAGUGGGCGAUGUUGUAGAAAUAACAUCACCAAAGAUAUGUACUAAAGGAGGUGAAAAUGAAGCUUUUAGGCCACAGGUGACUUCUCCAUUUUAUUUGUCUCUAAAUGAGGGUACAUCCGACGUCAAUAUAUUUGGUGGAGAUACUUUUUCAUUUUAUUUACCUUUACUUCAUAUACCAACGAAGCCGUGUGCUGGUUAUUGUGGUUUGGCUGAAGUUUUAAAAUUUACCGAACAAACUGAGAACGUAUACGUUGAUCUACUAGUGGUGGUAAAAAGUAUUCAACCACCAAAAACUAUAAAAACAAAAAUGGGUACAGACAUGACAGUAAGAGCAGUAGAAAUAAUUGAUAAUACAACACCAGCCUCUGUUUUACUAGAUAUGUUCGAAAUUGAUACAAUACAAAGAGCGGAAGAUUGGCGCGUGCUAGAUAGCGUGCUAUUUAUAGCGGACGCACGCGUUUCUUGGCGUAGGUCACUUCGCGUACAGUGUUGUUCUCGUACAGUCGUCACGCACCAACCUCACACGCCUGAGGCUGAAGCGUUGAGACUGUAUAUCAGCAACCAAGCUAGUAAUGGUGGAGAAGCAGCAGCAUGGGCAGCUUGGAGUGGGGAAAGACCCUGUUCAGCGUCCGUAGCACAAAUACGGGAUAGACUAAUAGCAGGAACUCCCUUCUGUGCUACAGUUCAUGGCCUAUUAACGCAUCUUGAUUUGGAAGAACUUUUUGCAUCGACGAAUACUAAUAUAGAAGAUAUAAGAGUUAAAUUUACGGAUCAUACAGGGGAAAUCUCGGCUAGAUUGCCGAUAAACGUUGUCGGAGAUACUUUUGGAUAUACGGUCGAUCAAUUGAAAAACAUGUCGCAAGAUGACCGAGCCGCAAUUCGUUGGAGACUGCUUCUAGAACAAUGUAUCGCAAAGUUAGCAAUAACACCUCCUCGAGUGAUGGUACUCAGUUUAAGACGGGCUUCACCAGCUGAUCCUAUUCCAUUGUAUUAAUUAUUCUAAUACUUAGUAGUAACUAGUAAGAAAUUGUAACGAUGAAAAUUGUUUUAAUUUUUAAUAAAUGUAUUGUUAAAA